AUGGAAGAUAAGCUCAAAAAAUUAAGAUUGCGUAGGGGACAAUUAAAGGCAUUUUGUACAAGGGCGCACAACACACUUGCGUCGGACACUGUUAGCAACAUGACAGUGGCACAAUUGACAGAGCGUAAAGUUAGGGUCGAAGCUACAUGGGCUCAUUUCGAUGAAGUGCAGUCUGAGAUAGAGCAAUUACAAGAGGGACCCGAUUUUGCUGAGAAUCACGAGCAUGAGAGAGUGGAAUAUGAGGAAACGUAUUACGACGUCAUUUCAAAGUUUCAAGAAUUGAUUGUCUCUCGUGAAGUAGUGAAUUUUCCGGUGGUAGAAGCGCAUACCGCAAAUGUCGCGCGUAAUCAGGCACCAGUUAACGAUUUAAAGCUUCCAAGAAUUAACUUACCGUCUUUUUCAGGUGCAUACGAGGAGUGGUAUCCAUUCCACGAUACCUUUCAGUCUCUCAUUCAUAACAGUCUCUCAAUUACUGGGAUCCAAAAGUUCCACUAUCUAAGAUCAUCUCUAAAGGGAGAAGCGGCUGAAGUAAUUUGUUCGCUUGAGAUUUCGUCUGAUAAUUAUGAGCAGGCAUGGCAAAUGCUAAAGGCGCGUUAUGACAAUAAGCGUCUGAUCAUUCAGAAACACAUCAAGUCAUUGUUUGAAUUGCAACCGGUAUCUAAGGAAAAUUAUUCAAGCCUUCGUCAUUUGGUCGACGGACUUUUAAAGCAUAUGCGAGCUUUGAAGGCGAUUGGCCGUCCUACAGAAACAUGGGACGAUCUCAUUAUACAUAUGAUAACUGGCAAAUUGGAUCAUACUACAAAUAAGGAAUGGGAAAAUAGUAUCUCUGGAGAGGAUAUUCCCACUGUACAGAGCUUUACCGAGUUUUUGGAACAUCGAUGUCAUGUAUUAGAGGCUAUCAGUAGAAAUAAGGCACAAGUUGCUCCACAAUCGCAAAUUAAGCACGGUCAGACAAAGACUUCAACACUCCACAGUUCAAAGACAGCAUCCUGCUUGAAAUGCAAGGAGGCUCAUCAAAUUUAUGCAUGUUCACAGUUUUUGAAGCUUUCACCAGAAGAGCGUUUCAAAUUUGUCAAAGAAAAUAGGUUAUGUUGGAACUGCUUGGGAACCUCAGCGCACACGGCAAAAUUGUGCAGAUCGGGCGGUUGCAAAACAUGUGGAAAACGACAUAACACGCUACUCCACCUUACCAAUGAGAAAGCAGAAGGCGCGAGUACAGCAAUUCCAUUAAAGCCGAUUGAGCAGCAACCAAGCUCAUUCACAGCGAACGUCGCGCAUACAACUAUGCCGAGUAUAGCUCCGCAAGUUCUCUUAUCUACAGCGAUCGUAAAUGCACACGAUGCACAAGGAAAAGGACAAAGGUGUCGCAUUUUAUUAGAUUCAGGCUCACAAUCAAAUUUUAUCACUGAGGACUUGGCGCGUCGUUUAGGCCUCGAGGUGAGGCCAGCAAAUGUUUCAAUUUCAGGAAUUAAUCAGACGUGCAGUCAGAUCAAGAAAAUGGCGCAAGUAAAAAUAAGUUCCAGACAUUAUGCAUAUCACAUUGUUGUUGAUUGCUUGAUUUUGAAGUUGAUUACAGAACGUUUGCCCAACUUUACAGUUAACAAGGACAAAUUCAAGUUGCCUUCUAAUUUGCCUAUAGCGGAUCCGGAAUUCAAUCGCUCAACGGACGUAGACAUGCUACUAGGCGCAGAAAUAUUCUGGAAUAUUUUAUGUAUCGGACAGAUAAAGGAGUCACCGGAUCAUCCGUUGCUACAAAAAACUCUCUUUGGAUGGGUGUUAGGUGGAAAAUUUCCAAGUGUUGCUUCAUCGCAGGGAAAAACACAGUGUCAUUUAUCUAUGAGUCAUGCCGAUUUGCAGCAAGCAGUUGAAAGAUUUUGGCAUACAGAACAGAUCUCAAACAAACCGAUGCUCACUGCUGAAGAAAGAGAAUGUGAGGCUCAUUAUGAGAAAACCUAUCGACGGAACGAGCAGGGUCGUUUCAUAGUUAAAUUACCGAUUAAGGCAGGUAAGUUGCAAACAUUAGGAGCUUCUUACGACAUUGCAUUAAAGCGUUUUCUGGCUUUGGAACGCAAGUUAAAUCGUCAUCCUGACAUGAAGGAGAAUUACGCACACUUUAUGCAAGAAUAUAUUGAACUACAACAUAUGAGGCCCAUCACAAUGCGCCAUCAGGAAACGUCUCCAUCAUACUACAUGCCACACCAUGCUGUCUUCAAGGAUAACAGUGCUACUACAAAGAUUCGGGUCGUUUUUGAUGCGUCCUGCAAGACUGACAGUGGAAUAUCACUCAAUGAUAUUUUGAUGGUUGGUCCAACUUUGCAACAGGAUCUUUUUUCCAUUCUGCUUAAUUUUCGUAUGUGGCAGUAUGUGCUCACUGGAGAUAUUGCUAAAAUGUAUCGCCAGGUAUUAAUUGAUGAAUCUCAACAAAGUCUGCAGAGAAUUCUAUGGCGUGAUAAUAGUGAAAAAGAAAUACAAAUCUUUGAAUUAGCCACCGUUACGUACGGUACGGCAUCCGCCGCUUUUCUAGCGAUACGCUCAUUGCAAGAGAUAGCUAAUCUGGAACAGACUAAUGUACCACUAGGAGCUGCAAGAAUCUUAUCCGAUUUUUAUGUGGACGACCUUUUGACAGGCGCCAAUACUAUUCAAGAGCUUAUCAUAAUACGAAACGAAGUAAGUAACAUACUCAACAAGGCAGGUUUUUCUCUACGCAAGUGGGCUUCUAAUUCGCAAGCAGUUUUAGAUGGCAUGGCCGAGACAGCCUCUGACUUUAUUCUAAACAUUUAUGAAGACGUGAACCUGCCCACGCUUGGUACACAAUGGAACUCGAAUGAUGAUAUAUUUCAAUUUAACAUUUUAGCGAGCAAUCAUCACAAGAUUACGAAAAGAAAAAUAUUGUCCACCACGGCUCGUAUCUACGAUCCUUUGGGAAUUGUGGGACCGGUCGUCAUUACGGCAAAAAUUAUUUUACAACGAUUAUGGCAACUAAAGAUAGAUUGGGACGAAACUGUUCCCAGUAAUAUCCACACACAGUGGAAUCGUUAUGAAUCAGAAUUGUCAAGGUUAAACGAGUUAAGGAUACCACGAAAGGUAAUUCCACGCGAUGUUGAAAUACGAGAGCUGUGCGGUUUCGCAGAUGCUAGCGAAAAAGCAUACGGCGCUUGCGUGUAUGUUAGGAGCAAGCUAUCAGAAGAUCAUUAUGAGACACAUCUAUUAUGCGCUAAAUCCCGUGUGGCACCGCUGCGAAAUAUGUCUCUUCCGCGUUUGGAGUUAUGUGCAGCAUUGUUGCUAGCUCAGUUGAUGCACAAGAUAAUGGAAUGUGUUAAUUGCAAGUUUACUCGUAGUUUUUAUUGGUCAGAUUCAACAAUAGCGCUCUCAUGGAUAAGGUCUUCUCCCAGGAAAUGGAAUACUUUCGUUGCAAAUCGUGUAAGCGCGAUUCAGGAUAUUUCGAAUCAAGAGGACUGGCAUCACGUUGAUUCAUCACAUAACCCUGCAGAUAUCAUUUCAAGAGGCAUAUCACCUACACUAUUGCUCACAACUAAGUUAUGGUGGAACGGUCUAGAGUGGCUGGCAAAGGACGCAGCGAAGUGGCCUGUCAAGCCUUGGCUCGCUGAACAAAAUCCACCCGAAAUGAGAAGGGUAGUCACAGCUGCGAUAGUCGAACAAGAACCGUUGGAAAUAUUCAGCAAAUAUUCAACAUUUGACAAGUUAAUUCGAAUACAUGGAUACGUGCUACGAUUUAUUAACAAUUGUCGUAAUUCCGCGUCUAAGCUCACUGGAAAUUUGACAGCAGGGGAGCACAAUAUGGCUGCUCAAUCAUUAGCUAAAGUAGUGCAAGCAGUUGCGUUUGCAAGUGAGCUCAAGCUCCUACGUAAUCAUAAGCCAUUAUCGAGAAAUAGCAGUUUAUUGUCUCUCACGCCGAUACUGGACGAUCAAGGAAUUUUACGAGUCGGUGGCAGGCUCCAAAGAGCCAAGCUUCCAUUUUCAGCAAGGCAUCCUAUAUUAUUGCCAUCCAAACACAUUUUCACAAGAUUACUGAUAGAACAUGAACACUCUCGACUACUACAUGCCGGGCCACAAAUGACCUUGGCUUCUAUACGACAACGGUUUUGGCCAUUAAACGGUCGAAACAUGGUUCGCUUCAUUUUGAAAAAAUGCAUUAAGUGUUUUCGCACCACGCCUUCAACUAUUCAACCCAUCAUGGGCCAAUUGCCCACGCAGCGAGUGCAAGCUUCUCGAGCUUUUGUUAGUGUGGGAGUGGAUUAUUGCGGACCAUUUCAAAUUCGUGAGUCCAAACGACGAAAUGCAAAAACUAUGAAAUCAUAUGUAGCUAUAUUUGUAUGCAUGGCAACCAAGGCAGUUCAUAUAGAGAUAGUCUUCGAUCUUUCGACACAAGGCUUCAUACACGCUCUUAAACGAUUUAUUGGUCGCAGGGGUAAGCCGAGCCAUAUUUUCUCAGACAAUGCAACUAAUUUCGUAGGAGCAAAUCGCGAACUAAAAGAAUUGCAUAGCACAUUUACAAGAGAUAAGGACAUAAUGGCCCACGAAGCCGCUGUGCAAGGUUUUCAGUGGCACUUCAUACCACCUCGAGCUCCUAAUUUCGGAGGCCUUUGGGAGGCGGCAGUUCGAUCGUUCAAGGCUCAUUUUAAAAGGGUAGUAGGUACCGCUUUGCUAACGACAGAUGAGAUGCAGACUCUUUCCAUUGAGAUUGAAGCCGUACUCAACUCCCGUCCCAUUACUGUCUUAUCCAAUGAUCCCAAUGAUUUGGCAUAUUUAUCCCCCGGUCAUUUCCUUAUUGGUGACGUGCUGACCGAUUUACCAGAACCUGAAAUGAGCGAGACCCGAGAAACUAGGCUUUCUAGAUGGAAGCGAGUCGAACAAAUGCGACAGCAUUUGUGGAAAAGAUGGUCAAGAGACUAUCUUAAUCAGCUCCAGCAGCGUACUAAAUGGAAAACGGAAGACAUUAACGUUGCACCCGGAAACAUGGUACUUAUUAAAGAGGACGAUGUACCACCAUUGUGUUGGCCUCUUGGUAGAGUUAUGGAAAUUCAUCCAGGAGCCGAUGGCGCAAUAAGAGCAGUCACUGUUAAAACUGCCAAGGAAAUUUUCAAGAGACCGUCAAAUAGACUAAGUUUACUUCCCAUUGAACAAUAA
Messenger RNA from Cyphomyrmex costatus, 5148 nucleotides. RefSeq lists its product as uncharacterized. The record is from RefSeq and is a predicted model, not a curated record. NCBI's taxonomy places the organism in Eukaryota, Metazoa, Arthropoda, Insecta, Hymenoptera, Formicidae. Bases 1 to 5148 code for a protein of 1715 amino acids. Gene Ontology annotation, biological process: DNA integration. Gene Ontology annotation, molecular function: nucleic acid binding. The transcript has a single exon.